This is a messenger RNA of Hyaloscypha bicolor E, 2676 nucleotides long. RefSeq lists its product as uncharacterized. The record is from RefSeq and is a predicted model, not a curated record. The transcript has 2 exons. Bases 129 to 2513 code for a protein of 794 amino acids. NCBI's taxonomy places the organism in Eukaryota, Fungi, Ascomycota, Leotiomycetes, Helotiales, Hyaloscyphaceae.
ACGCGCAUGCACUUCACAUCUUCAACCCCUCCAGCUCUCGCAACGAAUUAACAAUCUCGACCUCGCGACCUGACGUGUAAUAUCUCCAGCGGAAUAUGGAACGGCGAUAGGAGGACUUGAAUUAUUCAAUGGCAGACUCUCCCGCCAAACGGCGCAAGACGUCGCCGACAACAUCGCUCCCCGUUGACGCGCCCGCAACACCCAGCCGUAUUCCAGUACCUCGACAAGAUGGAGCGAAGACAAUGCCUGGCAGACCGUCUUUUGCAUCUCCGACGAAGGCGAGUCUGGCGAAACACCAUCCGCAAUUGUUAAAUCGACCUUCGUCCUCAGGAUCUGGAUCUGGCAGACUAGAAAGUCGAGGCAAGGACCUGCAGGAUGUUUCUUCAAAAGCGUUGGGAGAGAUACAGUCCUCUACAGAAGGCCCGUCUGUGAUUACUGGAGAAGAGAGGGAGCGAUUUCAGUCGAAUGGGUCCUCUACACAAGAGAAUGAGCUGUUGGUGGAGAAGGAAACAGAGACUCAGCGGGCCACCACGCCGAGUGCUCGAAGUACUAGAUCUGUCGGAGGAGGACUAUCUACUAAGCCAAGGAGAUCGUCGCGCUCACCUGUGAAGCAGCCAGCAAAAGCGCCAGUUGAGGGCUCAAGUGGGGAUACUGCACAAGAGCGUCACGAGAAAAUCAACCCGUUUCAGAAGAAAGGUUUAAGGAGGUCACCCAUAAGCUCCCAGGCUGACGCUCCAGUACAAGAUAAUUUUGAUCCAUUUCGGAAAACAGGCCUGAGGAGAUCUCCCGUGGCACCAGAGCCUGCUGUCAACAUUGAGGAAAUGGUAAUCCAAACCGAAGGACUGGUAGACGUGUCUACAACGCCAACCGGGCCAUUGCCUAAUCAAACUGGAAUCGCUGAGAUUUUGGAAAGGUCUCCGAGGCCACAGUCAGCAGAGUUGGCCGCGGAGGUAGAUCUACGUCCACAACCUCAUGCUCCGGAGACCUCGAGCACAGUCCCAGUGGUAGAGGAGGCAGUCAUAACUCCAGACCAUUUUCCUCCACGCCCACGCACGCAGACUGCUGAGGUCGAUCGGUUCAAUCGACGUGAAGAGCCAGAACUACCUCCAACACCUACCCAGCUAGGUAUACCGGAUCCAGUUGUCACGACGCCUCCGACUGGAAUUCAUGAUACCCCAAGCAAGCGAGCUAGGAGGAGUAAAGCCCUAGGAGAAAAGCUGAAAUCGUCGCCCCUCAAACCUCGAGACCCGCCGCCUGAAGAGCCAGCGAAAGAGCCAGUAAAAGAGGUUGCUUCAGCGGUCCCUCCACCGAAGCCCGAGUCAGAGAAAGCUCCAAAACGUCGGAAAUCUGCCAGAUUCUUGAUACCAGGAGAUCCACAUGCCUCUAAGAAAAAGGCUCGAGAUGAUCUGUUCAAAGAACUCCAGCAACUACAGGCAGACGUCGCUCUGGCCAACGCAGAAAAUGAGCGGCUUCGUCAACGGUCCGAGUCCAAGAAAACGGGGCCGGGACAACCUGCGAAAUCAGACGAAUUGGCUGCUAUGCUACUACGUGCCACCGCCCCAGAAGCACCUCCAAAACCAAAGCCAACUAGUAUCUUCAAGUCGAUUGGCUCAUUCCUACCAUUCCAACCACGGAGGAGAAAGCAAGUUCAAUUACCAGUCACAGAGAAACCUAUCCCUUCUCAUCUACCAAUCCCUCUCGACGAUCCUCUCCCAUACCUUCAAGCCUUUAGUCCUCUAACAUUUACAUCGACCCUCGCAAUUCUGCCCUCGGAGCCCACCUCAUCGGACUCUUCAACUCAAGAGUUAGAGCCACCAAUACGGCAAAGGCAUGUGAUUCAUGCCUCCCACCCAUCAGGGCUCUUCGCAACCAGAUUUUCUAUGACAGUAGAUACCUCAAAUCUUUCUAUCACGAGCCUCGACAUCCUCAGACUCGACAUGAAUGCCGAGACAGAGCUAGGCACCUUCAUAAGAGACAGAGCAAGGAGGGAUGGACCGCUAGGUAAAGACGUCACAACGAUCUGUUGGGCCAUGGGAAGAUGGACCGAAGUCUCCAUCCAGCGAGCGCGAUUCUGGUGCGCUGUUGAGAGCGAAUUUGGAACGGCGCAAGCUAGGACGAAAUCCCUCUCGAGGCAGCGAAAGAAGAAGCGGAAGAGACACGGCUCUGUAGUUGAGGAUGAAGAAGAGGUCAACGCCGAAGGAGACGAGGCAGAGGAGUCCUCGGUGCAACAGAAGUGGACCAGGAAGCAGCUUCUGCCUCAAAUAGGACGCACGAGUAUGGGACUGGCUAAUGAAGAGGUGGAGCUGAGAUUCGAAUGGAGGAUUCGAUUCGAUUGGACGGGGGAGGUGGAUAGUCAUAUUGCUGCCAUUGCCAGGUUGCCGAGGAACUGGCAAGCGGCAGACGGAAGGGAAAGUCUGGCGAAGGUGCCGGAGAUGUUUACUAAGCUUGUGAAGGAAAAGGGGCCACUGGGUGCUGUAAGGACUACGAUAGGACUUUUGAUGCCGGCAUCGUAAACGGAGUAAUGAUAUGCGAAUGAAAUAUUUAACCGUUUGAUCCUUCCAACCUCGGAUUGUCGUACUUGUUGAUAUUUGGCCGCUCAAGAAUGGUCCAAAUGGUACGAGACCUACUUCAUUUAGAGUUCCUGCCGUCUUCUUUGAAAUUGGAUUUGGAUUCAUC